Acanthoscelides obtectus is the source of this 1790-nucleotide messenger RNA. The record is from the annotation of a GenBank genome assembly. Lineage: Eukaryota; Metazoa; Arthropoda; Insecta; Coleoptera; Chrysomelidae.
GUUGUAUAUUCGAUUAUACUAUAUAGUAUCAUUAUUGGUUUCUAUUGGUAAUUCUAUGUCAGUUGUUACCUGCGAGGACGAUUUACUUGGGUGUUGUAUUUCGGGUCCUACAAACGGAGAUGUCUGUGAAGAUAAUAUACUUGAAGUAUUUGGUAUAUGAACUAAGGCCGGCGCCGGCGUUUGCUUAGAUGAAGUGGUAGGUACAUUCAGUAUGUUAUCUAUCACAUCUAUAACUUGACGUUUGAAUGAUCUUAUUUGUGUGGAUGUCAUAGAAUUUAAGUCUGGCAGCAAACUUAACAAAAACAUCUUGUUGGCGUUAUUCUUUGUCGACUCGUCAUUGACAUUUGGCUUGCUCAUUUUCGUUUUCAAAUAUUCAUUGAAGAGUUCAUCAUUCUCAUUCGUUCUAUUCUUAUGACGCUGAGAGGAACUACGCCAAGUUGAGACAGAUAACGGGGUUGGAGUACGUUCAGUUUGUUGACUGGAGGAUGCAGUAGGUGAUGUCGGGGGCGGUGGUGAAGCCGAGGGCGAUGGUGAUACGGAGGGCGGUGGUGAUGCCGAGGGCGGUGGUGAUGCGGUAUUUGGCAACUGGCGCAACAUUCACAUCGAUUUCCUUAUAUUUUGCUCGAGGAGACUCUACAGUAUCAAGAAUAAUUGGAGAAAUAACAGCAAUCAUAUGGGAUGCCUUGAAAGAUAUUUAUAUGCCAACACCGGAUAAAAAUCAAUGGAAAAUAAUAGCACAACGUUUUCAUUUACUAUGGAAUUUGCCUAAUUGUUUGGGUGCUCUAGAUGGAAAGCACAUAAGAAUAGAAAAGCUACCAAACUCAGGAUCGCUUAACUUCAACUACAAGUCGUAUCAUUCAAUUGUUCUCAUGGCAUGCAGUGACGCUGAUGGCCUCUUUACAUUCAUCGAAACAGGAUUUGCUGGCAGGAACAGUGAUGGUGGUAUAUUUCGUGCUUCAGCAAUCAAACAUUUCAUUGAAGGGGACAAUCUUGAUCUUCCUACUCCUUUACGAUUACCCAAUGAUGACAACAACUACAAGUUUCCAUUUUACUUUGUCGGAGAUGAAGCGUUUCCGCUAUUGCAUUAUUUGCUACGGCCAUAUCCACAAAGAGUACUUGAUAAUACGAAAAGAAUAUUUAACUAUAGAUUGAGUAGAGGAAGGAAGACUGUAGAAUGCGCUUUUGGGAUGAUGACGGAAAAAUUUCAGGUUCUAAGCACUGCGAUAAGAUGCCACGACAAUAUAAAGAUUAAUAAUAUUGUAAAAUCAGUAUGUAUUUUACACAACUAGGUUAGGAAAAGAGAAGGGCUUCCAUAUCGUGCGUAUGAAGAAAAUUCCAAUAGUACACAUGGUAUAAUACAACCUCAGCAAAUUUAAUUGAAUGCGCAAUCUUCUCCAAAUACGUUAAGAAACUAUUUAGCUAACUACUUUCUUAAACCUCAGGUAGCACUCCCAUGGCAAUAUAAUUGUAUUGUAUAAAUUUUGUUAGUCUGUUUAAAUAACAAAAUUCUGUAAAUGCAAAUAAAUAUUUUACUGGACCACACACCAUUAAGUACUGUAGCAAGUUCUAUUUUCUAAUUUUAACUAUUAAUUUAACAUCAGAUAUUCCCUGUGUUCUGUUUAUGGUUUAGUGGAUACGGAUAUCUGGUACAUUACUAGUUAGUAGCUAAUCAUGAUCCUAGAUCACAAUAACAUGGGUAAUCCGGCGGGUUACAACAUCGGCUAUCCUAAUAAAAUGUACACAAAAUAUCGUGUAUAUGCGUAAAAAAAUCUUAAUAAAAAACAUACUGC